ACUGUAAUAAAUCUUAGAGGCAAAAGAAAUCGUCACACUCACUCUCUUCACAUCCCUUUCAUUUUCUCUUCAAAGAACUGAAAUGAAACCUUAGGGUUCCUCUGUUCUUCAUCUCCCAAAAAACCAAAAUCUUAGGGUUUACAAAAAUUGAACCAUUCCACCAUUUCUUAAGCUUCAAAGCUUAGCAUUUUCACAACCCUUUUUCAAGAAAAGUGCUUAGAGAGACUAAAAUGGCGAAAACAAGGCCAGGAAAGAAAGACAUAGAUUCAUACACAAUCAGAGGAACAAACAAGAUUGUUAAAGCUGGAGAUUGUGUUUUGAUGCGUCCUUCUGACACGAGUAAGCCACCAUACGUGGCACGUGUGGAGAAGAUCGAGCAAGAUAAUAGGAACAAUGUGAGGGUUCGUUGUAGAUGGUAUUAUAGACCUGAAGAAUCUAUUGGUGGAAGAAGACAGUUUCAUGGAGCUAAGGAACUGUUUUUAUCUGACCAUUAUGAUGUUCAAAGUGCUCACACUAUUGAAGGAAAGUGUAUUGUGCAUUCUUUCAAGAACUAUACUAAGCUUGAGAAUGUAGGUACUGAAGAUUACUAUUGUAGGUUUGAGUAUAAGGCUGCUACUGGCGCAUUCACUCCUGACCGCGUUGCUGUAUACUGCAAAUGUGAGAUGCCUUAUAACCCGGAUGACCUAAUGGUGCAGUGUGAGGGAUGCAAGGAUUGGUACCAUCCUGCUUGCGUGGGCAUGACUAUUGAAGAAGCGAAGAAAUUGGACCAUUUUGUUUGUUCUGAAUGCUCAUCUGAUGAUGAUUUGAAGAAACCUCCGGCUGUGUUUCCAGUAUCACCGGGAUCUGAGGGCAAGGUUGAGCCAAAGCGACGAAAGAGAGGACCGUGACGUAGAAAUGCAACUUUUGGUGGUGGCCAGCUAUUAUGGUAGCUGUUGUGUGUCGUACAGCUUCCACCGAAUCGGACACAAUGUUUUUAUUUAUGUUUAUUCGACUUUAAAUCUCAGGCAUAUUAUGUAUGUAUUUUGUUCUAGAUUUAUGAUAAACCAUUUGAAUAUGUUUCCUUUUUCUAUCCAGAAAGAUUAGUCUAAGUAUUAAUGCCUGAGAUAACAUCAAACCUUUAAGAUUUGAAGCAAAAACUAUUACUAAUUGCUAUUAGUUUUCUAAAUUAAAUUUGGAUGGAUUGGUUUUUUUGUUAUGCUCAUUAGACCAGCCACUUAUUUGUUUGUAUUUUGGUUAUCAAUUGGGGGAGAAAAGCUCUGGUUGGAAAUAAUUUUGGUUUUUUUU
Trifolium pratense (red clover) is the source of this 1284-nucleotide messenger RNA. RefSeq names its product chromatin remodeling protein EBS. NCBI's taxonomy places the organism in Eukaryota, Viridiplantae, Streptophyta, Magnoliopsida, Fabales, Fabaceae. Bases 231 to 887 code for a protein of 218 amino acids. The transcript has 5 exons. The record is from RefSeq and is a predicted model, not a curated record. Gene Ontology annotation, molecular function: chromatin binding.